AUGGAGUCUCUAGACAUCAUGGGUGAGGAGGGGAUGGAGCCAGAGGGAUCGGCCACCACAGCGAUUUAUGAAAACAGCACCUUAGUUGGUGUCACAAAUGUCACCAACAUCACCUUCUCGCCCUACUAUCAGCACUCUGUGUUUGUGGCUGCCACCUACAUUCUGGUCUACUCCUUCAUCUUCCUGCUGUGCAUGGCGGGCAACAUCCUGGUGUGUGUAAUCGUACUGGAAAGCCAUCGUAUGCGUUCAGUCACCAACCUCUUCAUCCUUAACCUGGCCAUCAGUGACCUUCUGGUGGGCAUCUUCUGCAUCCCUACAACAUUGGUGGACAACCUGAUCACAGGUUGGCCUUUUUCCAACACCAUGUGCAAGAUGAGCGGCUUUGUGCAGGGAGUUUCGGUUUCUGCAUCAGUCUUCACCCUGGUGGCAAUCGCUGCAGAAAGGUUUCGCUGCAUCGUGUUCCCGCUACAACCUAAGCCGACUGUACUCGUCGCCAAGGCCACCAUCACGUUGAUCUGGGUGCUGGCGAUGGUGGUCAUGUGUCCUGCUGCUGUGGCGCUAACUGUGGAGAAAGUUCCUUCCCAUUACAUGAUUUACAAUGAUGACUUGAACAACACGCUCCCUCUGUACACCUGCUACGAAGACUUCUCCAAACCUCAGAUGAGAAAAGCCUACACUGCGGUUCUGUUUGCUGUCAUCUACAUGGUGCCCCUCACCGCCAUCACUCUGAUGUACGGAAGCAUCGGGGUCAAACUGUACUCCUCUGUGGUUGCAAACAGAGAGCCACAGCUGGCCAACGCACCUGACCAGGUAGGAGGUAGAAGAGGAGGGCAGCAGUUGAUAUCCAAGAAGAAGAUCAGGGUGAUAAAGAUGCUCGUUUUGGUGACUUUGCUCUUCAUGCUCUCUUGGUUACCACUCUGGACCCUCAUGAUGAUGGCAGACUACGCCCGUUUGACCAGGGACCAGCUGGACCUUGUGACCGGCUACAUUUUUCCUUUUGCUCACUGGCUGGCUUUCGCCAACUCCAGCGUCAACCCUAUCAUCUACGGCUACUACAACGAGAACUUUAAGAGAGGCUUCCAGGCUGUAUGCAAGUCUCGACCUUUCUGUACCUUCCUGCAGAGCCGGCUGUGGAGAAGAAUGGCUGGGUGGGGCAAGAGUACCCAGUCUGGGCAAGCACCUUGCAGAGCCAAUGACUUUAGAGACGGCGGUGGCAAUCACAACCAUCUUGCCCUAGGGGGGAGAAAUCGAGUCCACAAUGACCACAAUUUGAGUGACAGUGGAGGAGGGAAUAAGAGUGGCAGGGUGGGGUGUGUGGUGGUUCAUUCAGAAAGAAGUGUUUCAGAUCAAGGUUUUGAAAUGAUAGAAAUCCAUAAAAGAAUCAGUAAUGGAGAAGAGUCGGACAGGGUGGGUUCAAGAGGGGUUUAUCAGGCAUGGGAAAACUGA
This is a messenger RNA of Cheilinus undulatus (humphead wrasse), 1446 nucleotides long. RefSeq names its product neuropeptide FF receptor 1 like 2 (gene npffr1l2). Bases 1 to 1446 code for a protein of 481 amino acids. Gene Ontology annotation, molecular function: neuropeptide receptor activity; peptide binding. Gene Ontology annotation, cellular component: membrane. Gene Ontology annotation, biological process: G protein-coupled receptor signaling pathway. The transcript is spliced from 3 exons. NCBI's taxonomy places the organism in Eukaryota, Metazoa, Chordata, Actinopteri, Labriformes, Labridae. The record is from RefSeq and is a predicted model, not a curated record.